Molecule: messenger RNA, 990 nt
Organism: Desarmillaria tabescens
Lineage: Eukaryota; Fungi; Basidiomycota; Agaricomycetes; Agaricales; Physalacriaceae
Exons: 6
Coding region: 1-990 (329 amino acids)
Source: RefSeq, a predicted model, not a curated record
AUGGACAGGUUCUACAACCAGGAAGAUGCAAAAGAAACGAUUGAAUCUUUGAUAGCAGAGCGGAUUGCGAAGGAUAAACUGCAUCUAUCUAGGGUGAUGAAGGACAAUGGCAGGAUCAACGCUGCAUCCAUCAGGCGAGACGAGGACGCGGGAGUAUGGAGGAUCGUACGCCAGAAUGCAAACGAUGAAAGCACAAAGGAGACAGUGUUCACGAUCACCGGCGCCAUAUUUGCGAUGGACCUGCCGCCUGUGAUGAAGGAAACGAGAUCAACCAGGAUGCUGAAGGAGAAGGCUAGAUUUCUGAGUCAAUCCGUGCCUCUCAUAGGGCUAGGCAGCAAAAGAUUCGACGAAGCCGUGUCCGCGAUCAAGGAAAUACAGGUUAUGGGAGAGUGUGAGUUCAGGGACGGAGAACUAGAAGAGUGGAAACCGGUGACAGUGAAGGGAUAUGAGAUGGUGGAGCUGACGAACAGAUAUUUCAGGCCCAAAACCAGUGCAAACGAGGAGGAAGAAAUACCCAUCGGAGCCGACAUCGACCCAGCUGGCGUACUGCGCAGGAUAGCCCAACGAAAGUGGAUACACAUGGAGGACAAUGUCGUACGUUACUACAGAGGAAUGAUUGACGACGAGGGGAAAAAAAGAUACGUGACGGUGAAGCCACAAAUCUUCCCAGUAGGCAACGUUGUUGAAGCGCAAUGCUCGAUGGUAUUCAUGAGGAACAAUGAGGGCACUGCGAGGAUGAAGACUAUCUUGAGGGCAUUGGCACUAGUGAAUUGUGAUCAUUCGUCGGAAGAGCGCACUAAUCAGAUACACCCACAGAAAGCUAACGCGGACAGGAGAAAUGCAGAGAACAUGCCGGCGCCAGCGGCUACAAGAAUUAAGAGAAAAAUAGGGUUCGAGGAAGACGAUGAUGAGGACGAUUACGCGGCAACGAAGAAGGUGAACAGGGUGAUCGACAGAGACGGUGACCAUGGCAUGGCCAAUGGGAUGUAG